CACCUCUCUUAUUUAACUAGCUAUUUAGAUCUCAGAUCCACCUUCAUCUCAAUGGUCAAAUCUUCAAGUUUUAAGCUUCAAUCAUCAUUACCCAUCUGCCCAACAAUCUACAAUCUCUCUAGCUUUCUGAGUUCUGAACUUUCCUCCAUCAGAAUUCAUUCCCCAACAAUCACAAUCUCUUUCUGAAGUACUUCCUUUAUCAGAAUGGAAACAGAAAAGUCUCUCAGGAGUAGAACCAAAAAGGAUACAGGUGGAUCAGAUCCAACCAGCUCAUCAGAUGAUGAAAAGGAACAGCUGAUUCCAAGUGCUUCAUCACCAUCAUCCUCUUCAUCGCAACGAGCAAUCUCUGCAACUCUUGCGAGUGCUGCAAACUUGGCAAACCUCCUCCCAACAGGCACUCUUAUGGCCUUCCAACUCCUUAUCCCAAUCUUCACCAACAAUGGCACCUGUGACUCUGUGACACGCCCUUUGACAAUGCUACUGUUAAUACUACUCUCUGUGUCUUGCUUCCUUGUAUGCUUUACAGACAGCAUCAGGUCAGAUGGGCAAGUUUAUCACGGCAUCGCCACCCCAAGGGGUAUGUGGCUUUUCGACUACUCACCAUCCACAAGUUCGAGUCUUCCUGAUCUCAGCAAGUAUAAGCUCAGGCCCCUAGACUUUGUCCAUGGGACCUUAACGGUCUUGGUAUUCAUCUCCGUCGCCUUAAGAGAUAGGAAUGUGACGAGUUGCUUCUACCCUCAGCCGAAACACGAGACACAAGAAGUUCUGGACAUAGUCCCUAUGGGAUUAGGGCUCAUGUGCAGCCUGCUGUUCAUGGUUUUCCCCACCAUACGGCAUGGUAUAGGGUACCCUGUUACUCCUGGGAAGUGACUGAAAGCUCAUCCCUGCAUGGAUCAAGAUAGGAUUUCUUGUUCCUUAUUUGUAUCUUUGUUUUUCUUGCUAAAUAAUACAGACAGUCAACAGAAUUAGAGUACAAUGCACCCUUCAUUGAACUG
Messenger RNA from Macadamia integrifolia, 995 nucleotides. RefSeq names its product protein DMP3-like. The coding region runs from base 205 to 870 and encodes 221 amino acids. The record is from RefSeq and is a predicted model, not a curated record. NCBI's taxonomy places the organism in Eukaryota, Viridiplantae, Streptophyta, Magnoliopsida, Proteales, Proteaceae. Gene Ontology annotation, biological process: endomembrane system organization. The transcript has a single exon.